Messenger RNA from Caenorhabditis auriculariae, 2362 nucleotides. The record is from the annotation of a GenBank genome assembly. Lineage: Eukaryota; Metazoa; Nematoda; Chromadorea; Rhabditida; Rhabditidae.
AUGGCACGACUUUUAAAAGUAAGAUCCUAAGUUUUCAAAGUACAAAUCUGCCUUUCAGUUAAAAGUUCAAGGCCUACGAAGUGUCGGUCAUAAGACGAAGGAUUCUCUGGAGAUUCCCUUUGUCCAUCCUUUGACCAUCAUCAAUGGUUCGAUCGGAACAGGAAAAACCGUUUUUCUUUUAUAUUUUUCGAAACUUGAGAAAUUGUUUAGACGAUAAUCGAAUCUUUAAAUUCCAUUGCAACGGGAGCUUGGCCAUGUGGAAACCUUCAAAAUUUCAUUCGAUAUCCAGAAGUUAGAUUAAUCGGCUUUCAAAACAUUUCAUAUCGUUUUUCCAGACCGGAAAGCCUACAAUCGAAGUUUCGAUUUCGUUGGAGUUCGAGGAUUUGAAUGGUUGCGUUUGCACAUCCACGAAGAGAAUGGUGGCGACGUUGAUGAAGGCUUUCCUCUUAUAUUUGUAGGACCUUACUUUAUAUAUUCAGGGAAAAUUGCGUUGCAAGUCGGAAACUCUCAGUCUGAAAAUUCGGAUGCCGAACGGUCAAGAGCGGAAGGUUUCGAAAAAACUUUUGAAAGUUCAACGGGAAGUAUGUUUCUAAAACCUUUUUCAAACUUGAGUAGCCAGUUAGAGUUGUAUUUAAAUUGGGCUUCUGGUUUAUUUGUAUCAAUUCGUUUUAGAUCAUCGAACACAUGGGUGCUCCGGCCGUCAUCCUCGACCAUGUGAAUUUUUGCCACCAAGAUGAACAUUUUUGGUCGGUUCCAUCUUUUUCUGAGCACUCUUUCUCUUGUCUUCCAGGCCUUUGGGCGAAGAACUGAAAGUUGUUCUCGAUCAAGUCUUUCAGUCGUCGAAUUUCACUAGAGCGAUUGAAAAAAUGGAAGAGGCGAAACAGUGUUUUGUAAGAUAACAUUUCAGGAUUUUGGCCAAUCUUCGUUUCAGGAUCAAGAUUUGGCACUUCUCACAGAAAAGCAGAGAAAAGCAGAAAGCCAGCUCGGAACAAAAACUGAAGUUCCUUUUUACAAAAUUCCCAUAAUUUUAGAUAUUCUUCCCUGUUUAUCCCUUAUUUGCCACGAAUUUGAACAAUAUUGCCUGUCUGCCCCUUGUAAUUUCAUAAGAGCGGUCGCGAAAAUAUGAUAAUUAAUUUGAAUACCAGAGGUUUAAAGUAAAGGCGAAGGAAGUAUAUAGUCAACAUUAUCAUAAAGUAAAUCGAAAAUAUCAACUUUUCGGGGCUUUUUUGAUUAAAACACAAUAAAAGCUGAUUUUUUUUAGCUGCAAGGAGAUCCGGAAAGUCUGCAAAAGUUUGUCAAUGCUGAAAAGGCCUAUAAGAUUAUCUGUAAUGAAUGUCACAUCAUGAAUGAGUCCGCCAAGGUUUCAGUUUCCCCUUUCUUUUUUUUUAGACCGAUUAAACUUCCAGAAUUUGCAAAAAUACACGAAAACCUUGGCCUCAUCGCUGAUAGCGAUCCACUCGGAGAAAAUGGCGGAAAUCAACGAAAUAAUUGACGAUUUGUGGCGAAAAGUCAGCAAGGGAUUGUACAUUGAUUCUAUCAGAAUCGGGUUUUUUGGACGUUCGAUAAGGCUUUCGAUAAUUUUUUUUAUUUACAGGUCAAAGUGUGUCAAAACGAGUUCGGGGGACAAAUCCUACAGCUAUUCCGUGUUAAUGACUCGUGGCAGUAUUGAAACCGAAAUGCGCGGCAACGAGUCCAGCCCUAGUCUCGGAGAAAAGGUUGGAUUUUUUUUCGUAUUGAGAAAAUUUUGUCUUUGUGGAAGAAAAAUCUUGUUACAGUGAGAAAAUUAUAUUUUUAUAUUGCGAAAUGGUUCUUUUUGUAAAAAACUAACGAUGUCUCUUGAUAUGGUUUCUGGUUGUGAAAUUGGACAAAAAAAAUAGACAAAAUCAGAGAAAAUAGAUUGAAUAUCGGAGCCGCGAGUUUUUCGACUUUUUCGCUACCUCAGCGCUUGUUUAACAUCAUAGAAGAGCAAAUAUGUAUCGAAAUAGAAUUAAAGUGUAUUUUUAAUCGGAUCAUAUUUGUCCCGUAGUCACUCGCAUGCUUGGUUAUUCGAAUAGCCCUCGCCGCUGUUUUCGGAGGCGCCAGACCGAUUAUCGCCCUCGACGAACCGACAAGGGACAUGGACAAGACCAGGUCGAAGCUCGUGGCAGCGAUGCUGAACGAUUUGAUCGUGUCGAGGGGCGUCCAGGUUCUGAAACCCGCUGAAAAACUCUCCUUACACGUUUUUCUUCAGGUAAUUAUCGUCACUAACGAUGAUCGGCUCCUCAAAAAACUCGUCGUUGCGAACAGGCCCGACUUCACUUUUGUCCUGGAGAAAGACCAGCGAGGAUUGAGUUCCAUCCGUAGUCAGCUUUUGGAUCGAUAA